Rhinichthys klamathensis goyatoka is the source of this 3119-nucleotide messenger RNA. RefSeq names its product tousled-like kinase 1b (gene tlk1b). Gene Ontology annotation, cellular component: nucleus. Gene Ontology annotation, biological process: peptidyl-serine phosphorylation; intracellular signal transduction; chromosome segregation. Gene Ontology annotation, molecular function: ATP binding; protein serine/threonine kinase activity. Lineage: Eukaryota; Metazoa; Chordata; Actinopteri; Cypriniformes; Leuciscidae. The coding region runs from base 181 to 2490 and encodes 769 amino acids. The record is from RefSeq and is a predicted model, not a curated record. The transcript has 22 exons.
ACACACACACACACACACAGAGAGUGAGUUAGUGAGGAUCUCAGUGCGCAGUGCGGAGCUGAAAACAUGAGCAGCCUUGCAUUGAUUAUCAGUGUUCGUGCAUGAUGCAUUAGACACACACAGGUGUGAUUUGGCGGAGAUCGUGUGUGCGAUGCGCUCUUCGCGGGGGAAAGUGUCUUCAUGAGUGUCCAAAGUAACAGCAACAGCAGUGGAAGUUUGGACGGAGCGCCAUCUUGCUCUCAGUUCUCGACUGGAUCUCCGACCCCGGGCUCAGUUUCUCCGCUCGAUAUCUGCGCUCAGAGGAGGCAUAAAGAAGGAAUGGAUGAGCUGCAUUCCCUGGAUCCACGUCGGCAGGAGCUCUUGGAGGCACGUUUCAUCGGGGCAGUUAGUGGAAACACAGGAGGAAGCACAGGGAGCGCGAGUGGGGGACCUAAAGGUUUGAACAAUAACGAAUGUUCUAGUCACAGUUUUGGCAGCCUGGGGUCAUCUAGUGACAAGGAGUCUGAGAACUCUGACAUAAAGAAAGGAGGAUCGCCUGCCUAUUCAACUCCAGAGAAGAAGCACUCCGAGUCAUCCAGGGGAAGAAAGAGGAAGGUUGAUAACCAAUCAGAGAGCAGUCAAGGAAAGUCUUCCGGGCGAGGGCCCAAGAUCAGCGAUUAUUUUGAUUUCCAAGGAGGAAACGGAUCAAGUCCAGUCAGGGGUCUUCCUCCGGUCCUGCGCUCGCCACAGAACUCUCACUCUGCACCUGGGGCUAUCGUCAGACAGAACAGCUCCUCACCCACCAGCCUGUGUUUCAUGGAUCACAUGAUGAAUUCAAAACAGAUUAGCAGCAGAAGUGUCCAGACGGAUUUGACACUGUUGAAACUGGCUGCACUUGAGAGCAAUAAGAAUCUUGACCUUGAGAAGAAAGAGGGCAGAAUAGAUGAUCUACUCAGGGCGAACUGUGACCUCCGCAGACAGAUCGAUGAGCAACAGAAGCUGCUGGAACGUUUCAAGGAGCGUCUGAACAAAUGCACUACGAUGAGUAAAAAACUCCUCAUUGAGAAGAGCACUCAAGAGAAGCAGUCCUGCCGGAAAAAGAGCAUGCAGGACCGGCUGCGUCUGGGGCACUUCACCACAGUCCGGCACGGAGCGUCCUACUCAGAACAGUGGACAGAUGGAUAUGCCUUCCAGAACCUGGUCAAGCAGCAAGAGUGGGUAAACCAGCAGAGGGAAGAGAUUGAGAGGCAGCGGAAACUUCUAGCAAAGCGCAAACCUCCCAGCACACCCUCCUCCCAGAGCCCGACCCCCAAUGAGUCCAAACAGAGAAAGACCAAAGCAGUCAAUGGAGCUGACAACGACCCCUUCCUCAAACCCAGCCUGCCUACGCUAUUGACUGUGGCAGAGUAUCAUGAGCAAGAAGAAAUUUUCAAACUGAGACUGGGUCAUCUUAAAAAGGAGGAGGCAGAGAUUCAGGCGGAGCUGGAACGGUUGGAGCGCGUGAGGAAUCUGCACAUUCGAGAACUUAAAAGAAUCAACAAUGAGGACAGUUCUCAGUUUAAAGACCAUCCGACCCUUAAUGAAAGGUAUCUUCUGUUACACUUGCUGGGAAGAGGAGGUUUCAGUGAAGUUUAUAAGGCAUUCGACCUGUUCGAGCAACGAUAUGCUGCUGUGAAGAUCCAUCAGCUCAACAAGAACUGGAGAGAAGAGAAGAAAGAGAACUACCACAAACAUGCCUGUAGAGAAUACAGAAUCCACAAGCAACUGGACCAUCCCAGAAUAGUCAAACUUUACGACUACUUUUCUCUGGACACUGACACAUUCUGCACUGUUCUCGAGUUCUGCGAGGGGAAUGAUCUUGAUUUCUAUCUGAAGCAACACAAGCUGAUGUCUGAGAAAGAGGCUCGCUCCAUCAUCAUGCAGAUAGUCAACGCCCUCCGAUACCUCAAUGAGAUCAAACCGCCCAUCAUCCACUACGACCUGAAACCGGGAAAUAUCCUGUUGGUGGAUGGAACAGCAUGUGGGGAGAUUAAGAUCACAGACUUUGGCCUGUCUAAAAUCAUGGACGACGACAGCUACGGAGUGGACGGGAUGGACCUGACAUCACAGGGAGCCGGAACCUACUGGUAUUUGCCACCAGAGUGUUUUGUUGUUGGUAAAGAGCCUCCAAAGAUCUCUAAUAAAGUAGAUGUGUGGUCUGUGGGCGUCAUCUUCUUCCAGUGCCUGUAUGGACGAAAGCCGUUUGGCCAUAAUCAGUCGCAGCAAGACAUCCUUCAAGAGAACACCAUCCUGAAAGCCACCGAGGUGCAGUUUCCUGCCAAACCCGUGGCUAGCAAUGAGGCCAAGGCGUUUAUCCGCCGCUGUCUGGCUUACAGAAAGGAGGACCGGUUCGACGUCCACCAACUGGGCAGUGACUCGUACCUCCUUCCUCACAUGAGACGGUCCAAUUCGUCGGGGAACUUGCAGGCCACGCCCGCCAGCCCUGCCUCUUCAGGAAUAAUCUCCUACUGAUCUCAUUGGCUGAUAGAUCGUGAUUGACGGUUCUGAUGGUGAUUUCCCUCCCUUCGACACCUCGGGGUGGACCGGAAGGGGGAGGAGCUAUGUAUCAGCUGACAGGCUGUAGGACACACCCACCCACACCGGCCACAGUGACUGCCAUUGAUAUUGGGGCAGGAAUGACUGAUGUCAUUUCCUGUGUGGAUCCAGAUGUCAGUCAGAGCUAGAACCAUUUGAAAAUGGAUAUUUGUUUUUUUUUUACCCAAGGCAUUUUGUGGAGUAGAUUUGGGAGGGUUGCGCUAACGUGUUAGCUUCUUGUUGAUAUCCUCCCUGAGCUACGCCUCAGUAAAGGGGUGUUUUGUUUUGUGUAAGUGUGAAAUUUAGAGGCAAUUAAUUGUAGUGUGAUUGGAAAUAGACGAACGAGUGUUUUAAUGUGGCACAAAGGUGUCUAAGAAUUUGUGUGUGUGCACCAGAGAAUGGAUGUUUUACGCCACAGCGUUAUAUGUUGGCUGUUCAUAACAUACAUGUGUGUUGGCCACAGAUUGCAAGGUGUGUGUGUGUGUGUGUUACAAAGUACUGUCUGUUUCACUUCAAAGCAACAUUUAAGAACAUUGUCAGCUUAUGUUUAAAUGGGCGCAAUAUUU